This is a messenger RNA of Prunus armeniaca (apricot), 1080 nucleotides long. NCBI's taxonomy places the organism in Eukaryota, Viridiplantae, Streptophyta, Magnoliopsida, Rosales, Rosaceae. The record is from the annotation of a GenBank genome assembly.
AUGGUGGAGAUGGCUCUUGGGUUGGGAGAAGAGAAAGGUCAUUGCCAGAAGGAGCAGAGAAGGCCAAACUUAGAUAAGAUCAGCUACAAUGGGAUUAACCGAAACAGAGUUGUUGGGGAAGGGGCAUCAGCUAAGGUUUAUAAAGGGUCUCUGUCAUCUGGUGGAGAAGUGGCAGUCAAGAGGUUUGAGAGGGCUGAUAAGAUUGGUUGUCUGCGGAGUCCUUUUACUACUGAGUUUGCAACUAUGGUGGGUUGUUUGCGACACAAGAAUCUGGUUCAGCUUCAUGGAUGGUGCUGUGAGGGUAAUGAGUUAGUCCUGGUAUAUGAGCUCAUGCCAAAUGGAAGCCUUAACAAAAUUCUCCACAAAAGCUUCAAUUCCUCAGUUGUUCUAUCCUGGAAGCAAAGACUUAAUAUAGUUCUUGGAGUUGCUUCUGCUCUUGCAUACCUUCACGAGGAGUGUGAGAGGCAAAUAAUACAUAGAGAUGUUAAGACCUGCAACAUAAUGCUUGAUGCAGAUUUUAAUGCCAAACUUGGGGAUUUUGGUCUAGCAGAAGUGUACGAACAUAGUUCCAUUGCAAGAGACGCAACUAUACCAGCUGGGACAAUGGGAUAUCUUGCUCCUGAAUAUGUUUAUUCAGGUGUUCCAACUGUUAAAACUGAUGUUUAUAGUUUUGGUGUGGUGGUGUUAGAGGUGGCAACGGGGAGAAAGCCGGUGGAGGAUGAUGGAACAGUGGUUGUUGAUUGGGUUUGGGGCAUGUGGGAAAAUGGGAAACUGAUUGAAGCUGCUGAUCGGAGGUUGAUGGGGAAGUUCGAUAUGGUAGAGAUGGAAGGAACGCUGAUGACUGGACUUGCUUGUGUGCACCCAAACCAUGUGAGGAGGCCAACAAUGAAGGAAGCAGCGAGGAUUCUUAAAGGCGAAGCGCCACUUCCUGUGUUGCCAGCAAGCAAACCAAGAGUGAACCUUUUGCCUGUUUUUCCUGAUGAUUCUGAAGAAAUCCCAAAUUUCUUUGGUCUUCGGCCCAGUCUUGAACUCGAUGAUGUACAAUAUUUGACCCCCAAGAGCCACUUUGGCAAGGAUUAG